This is a messenger RNA of Emiliania huxleyi CCMP1516, 858 nucleotides long. RefSeq lists its product as hypothetical. The record is from RefSeq and is a predicted model, not a curated record. Lineage: Eukaryota; Haptophyta; Isochrysidales; Noelaerhabdaceae. The transcript is spliced from 2 exons. Gene Ontology annotation, biological process: protein transport. Bases 1 to 858 code for a protein of 285 amino acids.
AUGGCUCGCUGUCGCUUGUGCCUCCUCCUGCUCACCAUCCCGGCCGUCGCCGCGCAUAGCACGGUGCUCUGCGUCCGCGGUGCGUCGUCCGUCGUCAUGCAGCACGGCGGAAAGGGCGCGCCGCGCACCCUGCACCUCCGGACGCCGGCGCGUACCGCGAGCCGCGCACCGCCCGUGCGAAUGUUUGGGCCGCCGGGCGGUGGCUUCCUCAACAUGGGCACACCGGAGCUGGUUGUGAUUGGUGCGGUCGCGUGGGUGCUCCUCGGUCCGAAGGAGCUGUUCCGGCUCUCGCGCGAGGCCGGCGCCUUCCUCGGCGAAUGGCAGCAGCUCGGGCGGCAAGCGCAGCAAACCUUUCAGGACGCGCUGGAGUCGGAGCUCGCAGAGGAGGAGGGCGCGGCCGCCGGACCGAACUCGCCGUCGUCCAUCGCCGCGAAGUGGCGCGAGGAGGCCAACGACACAGCGCCGCCGGCCGUCUUUGAGGACCUCGACGAGAAGUACGCGCGCGGCGAGCUGGACGAGGAGGCGAUGCUCAAGGAGAUGCAGGCGACGCUGGGCGACCCCGAGACAAACAGGCAGAACUUCCAGGCGCAGCUCUCGGGCGAGCGCAACGCGCAGGUGCUUGCCGAGAACCCGGCGCCGGAGGGGUUCGACCUGGACGGCUCGGAGGGGGAGCUGCAGGGCGCGGAGGAGGACUUGCUCGCCGUGCAGAUUGCCGAGGCGGAGAACGCCCUCGCCGCCCUGCAGGCGGAGAAGGACGUCCUCGCGUUGCGCCGCAAGCAGCUCGAGGCAAACGCGGAGCGCGCGCGCCGGCGGGCAGAGGACGAGGCGCUGGCGGGGCGGGAAGGGCCGCCGGCGUGA